AUGAUAUUGAUACUAGCAACGGUGCUGUCCUUAGUCGUUACGCAAAUUGCUUCUCGCGCAACAACAAAUCCGCCAAACGUUAUAACCGUUGAUGAUGACACAUCACUCAAAGAAAAUCCUGAGGAGAAGUUCGAGGGAAAGCCUGGAGAAAAAACUAACGACAUGCCAGGGCUCGAGCAAAAAUGCUUACCCAAGAAAAAACCCGAAAUUAUAGCAACAACGGCAGCUACAACGGUGUUUAGUAGCACAACAACGACAGCUUCAACGGUGCCUAGAAACGCAACAAGGAUAAGAAUUGUUCCAGAUUGGAACGCACCAGGCUCACUGGUUGGAUUCAUGCGUUCUUGCACCAGACUUGAAGUACUUAUAUCAUUAACUGCAUCGAUGGUUAUUGCUUUACGUCGACCUUUUGCGCUUGCUAGCGUAAAUCACCAUAAAUUUUGCAAUAAACAAGACUUCACUUCCUGCUUUUCCACUUCUUCAUUGUAUAAUGGAAAUGAUGUGCAAUCGGCCGAAAACGAACUAAAAAUUGAAGUGCCACAGAUCGCAACAUGUUUAUGCACAGCUGAAGCUUCGAUGCAUGAUUCGAAAAGAAUAUUUAUUGUGCACCCAUAA
This is a messenger RNA of Gongylonema pulchrum, 615 nucleotides long. Lineage: Eukaryota; Metazoa; Nematoda; Chromadorea; Rhabditida; Gongylonematidae. The record is from the annotation of a GenBank genome assembly.